UUAAACCCACUAUUAGAAAUAAUCUUAUCGAAAGCUGAAUACAUUUUAACAUUUAAAGCAAAAUGGUUUGUUCCACGAAUGGUACACAUUUCGAUGUAGAUGGGGCUGAUUAGUAUUUGUUACUGAUGGGAUUAACUUGAUGUCUUGGAUCUAACAGUGGUCGUGGUUUAGUGUGGCUUUUUCCAUUGAUAUUCCGAACCGGAUAAAAUGGGUCAAGGGCAGACCAAGGCAUCAAAACGUCGGGAGACAAAUGGGGAGCAAGGGCCGUCCCCUAAAAAAGAAGCUAAGAAGUCUCCACGGAAAUCAAGGUCACCCACAAAACAAGCGGCGGGGAAUGGGGAGGGUCGUAUGGAUAUAGAGGAACAAGAAGGAUCACUGACACAGGGUGGGAAACAGAGAACCCCGCCCAAAAAUGGUGUAAAUGGCGGGGAUCAGUAUGAUUCAACGAGCCCGAAAAGUGAACGUGAUAGUAAAAGGUAUUUAGAAUCUCCUCCGAAACCUAAGCGGACUUACGAAGUGGAAUUUAUUGAACCAGAAAAAGAAAAUGUGCCUACAAGUGAACUGGAUAUGUUAAAUGUCUCAGAAAUUCACAAAAUGGAUACUAGUCAGACAAUUGAAAAUGUAAAUGGACUGGACAGUCAGAUAUUGACGCCUGUGAAAUCGAGUGAUUUAAACCGACCCGCUCCCGUCACAUCCACACCUGCUCCAAAUGGAAUAUUAAGCACAGGCCGGGGUCGACAUUCUAGCGGAGUUACAUACAGUGAUGAUGACCACACGGAUGUCAGUGACGAUGAAGCUUAUGCUUUUGAACUACAAUUACGAUCUUCUAGUCCCACAGCCUCAAACAUUUCCCUGAAAUCAUUCUCUACUAUCAAUAGCUCAUCGUUGCGUACAAAGUCGGAUUCUUCGUAUGAAAAACGUACAGAAAUGAACUUUGGGAAGUUUUACAACCAAAGCUACUUAAAAACAGGCUCCCAAAAGUAUGUGCACAGGGGCAGGACUCUGUCAGAACCCAAGGGGAAGAACAAUGUCAACCAGUUUAUACGACCAGCAAACUUUUCUUAUUCAAAAGAGCCUCCGAAGUUUCUCAAGACGGCAAAAAAAGGGGGUAUGCAGACCUUAGCACAGGGUAAAACUGUCACGAAGACCCGCAGGAGUUCAUCCCCGGGUCCCCAGGGCACGCCCCCACCUGGGACCAAAACAGGAAUACGACAGAACCUGGAGGCUGUAAGGAUGAGCACGUUCCCUGGGGGGAAACCUCCACCCCCUCGUGAGAUCGCAAAGAUAGAACGGGAUGACUGGCCAGCACCCCCAUCGCCGGCAGCCAUACUGCCAGAAAUAUUGAGACAGAGAAGGAAGAGUCGUGGUGAGGAGGACGAGGAGGAAGAGGAGGGAGUUUUCGAGGACCCGAAAAUCAAGCGGGAAAUAGAGGAGCUCAAGAAGUUUAAGGACGAGUCUGGGAUAGGCAAGGUGAUCUAUAAUGAGCUAGAGGUUGCCAAGUCCUUGCCUUCCAAGCCCCUCGAUCCUUGGAAGUCGUCACGGGUUCCCAACGCUAAAUACGAGCCCAAAUACCAGACUAGAUAUCAGUCCCCGAUGUUUGCUUCGCCCUCUCGAUUUAUUGACCGCAGCAGACGUUCAUGGGAUGACAUUGACAUUCGAGGCUACAGAACAAUAUCAGUUGUUGGCAACUUCCCAGCUCCUAAACCUGGAUAUGGCCUGGACCCAAGGGCAGCAACUCUGCCAGUAUCUGGCAUCUAUGGAGGACCACUAGAUCUAGAUUUUAAGAUCUAUGACCUGAAUCUACCACCGGGCCGCGACCAUCGUCUCUCAACUUCCUCUAUUAACACUGAAACUAGCAAAGUAACGAGCACGAUAUUUGACCAACCAGGAGUGUCCCUGAUGACGUUCCAGAAGAGCUCCUGGCAUACAGACACUAAACCACCCGAGUACCAGUAUGAGAGAUUGAAGAUCUCCAACUUUGACCUUCCCAGGGACGUGGACAGGAAUAUGCUUGAGAUCCACCUACCUGAUGGUGAGUUCAGUGACAUAUUUGGUAUGGAGCGGGAAGAGUUCAGACAUUUACCGGAGUGGAAAAGGAACGAUAUGAAACGGAAAAAGGACCUUUACUGAUCUUUACUGAUGGCUCGUCGAUAGGAAUAUGUUUUAAGACAAAAAUGUGUUCAGAUUUAUUUUUAUAGCAUCUAUAUAUUAUGUUCGUGAAACAUUCAAUUUCGAACCUUCCCGCUGUAUAGAGCAUUAAAUGUGUACAAAGAAGGCAUGUAUGUCCUGCUACAUGAGGGAUGAUAAUGCUGUAUACUCUGGUUUUGUGUCAGAAGGAACUAAUAGGUGCAAGCAAAAACUAAACGAGAAAAUAACUGGUGCAUCAUGGGAUAUACAGUAUAUCUGUCAUAAUGGGAACUGAAUGUGGGAGAAUUGGGAACAGAUAGAGAACCAUAGAUGACUAUACAGACGAGAAGUGGUGUAUGGGUGUAUACAGACAACAGUUAAAGAAAAUAGAAAAGUGUAUCCAUGAGUCAAACUCUUACAUUGCUACUGGGCUUGUAGAAUUAUUACACGCCCGGCUAUGUAAGGUAUUUGAAUAUUAAAGAAGACCAGCAAACAUUUCAGCAGUGUAUGGCUUGUGGGAGUUUAGACCAUUGUGCGCAUUUACACUGAGUGCAUGUACGAUUCUAGACUUUCAAAGAGAAUGCAUAUGAUAAGUGGUGAUUGUUUUUCUUUAACUAUGCUGAACAAAGCUUACAUUUUGCAAUAGAUUUCGUCCUCAUUUUCGGUCAUUGAACACAAGAAAUCAUGGCAAACUUGUAGCAACUUUCCACUGAUUGAUUGCUUUACUUGUACAGCAAAAUGGGGUGUAAGGGGGCAUAAUAUAAUCAGGCUUUAAUGGUUUAUCUAGUAUUUCUUCUAUGCAUAAUUUAUAAAAGUUUGAACAAAGAUAUGGGUGGUAAAUUUUAUUUAUUUAUAUCAAUUUAACUUGUAUAUGUUCUUUGUAAUGGAAACAACCAGUGAAUUAAGAGAAUCAAAAUAUGUAUUUCUGACAAUCAGAGAUCAGUUGAAUACUAAGGAUAUUACAUAUGAAUUUUCUUAGUUAAACUAAAAUGCCAUUUUUAAAAAAAAUGGGGUUUCUGUCUUACACUGUUUGUGACAUUAUGUUAUGAUUAUCUGAGGAAGUAUUACCUCCAUAUAUAUUUAUUGAUGAACAUAAAAUAUUUGUCGAAGUUAACCCCUGUUUGCUAAUAAUGAACCAAAGAGUUGUUGUUUUGGUAUAAUAUUCACUUUGUGCGGCCUUCCACACUACUAUAGGAUACUACAUUGAUAUUUAAGAGAUGUCAGGGGGUGCACGGCUCAAUAUGAUCUAACACCGGAAUAAGUUGGGGGGUUUAAAGCUUUUCUGCCAGGUUAAGCAUUGUUUCAAGUCCUUGAAAUAGACUAAGUACCAACAAAGAGACCCCCAGCUUGUCUUCAAGGGCAUGCAUGUAUAAGAAAAAUAAUGAUAAAUUGUUACUUUUUUUCAAAGUCACGUCGAUUCUUCAAUAUCAAAUAUCAUAAAUGAGAAUCAUCCUACUGGUUGCUCUGUAGUAAAAACAUGUAACUUGCGUUUUAUUUCCCUUGAAACUAUGUGAAAUGGCAUGAUGGAUGUUGUGAAAUGUUAGAAACUACUGUUCAUGUACUUUUAAUUUAUUUUUAAAACUGUUUGCUUUUUCAUGUAUGAAGGCUUUAUAGAUACCAUAACAUGUGGUAUGAUCUGUGAAGAGGAUUUAUCAGUUAGAAUUACUUAUUUAUUUAUGAAAUUUUGUCGAAAUAGGGCUUCUUUUCCACAUGUUUUUUUUUUUAAAUUCAAGACAAAGAUGACUUGUUAUACGAAAAGUGAACCAUAAUUUCAAGAUUAGAGUGAAAUAAAUAAGCAAAUUGCUUGGAUACAUAUGGAAAUAUUAUCACCAAUUGAAUUUUUUGUUUACCAGAGACGCUAAGUGAUCUCAUUUAUUUACAUUUUGUUAGUGGCUUAUUACCAUAUCAAACAGCUAGUAUUAUCUUAUUAAUUGCUUAAAUUAAUGCAUUUAGAAAACAAUUAUGGUUAUUUAAUAUAUCACAGAAUACUGUACUAUAUCUCUAUAAUUCAACUUAAGUAAUUCUAAUGAAAAUGAUCCAACUAUGUGAAAGGAAAGGGCAAAUUGUUCAGAACAUUGCUAACAAAAUUGUACAUUGGGCUGAGAGCAAGACUGUUGUAACGCCAUAAAUCUCUGUACUAAGUUACAACUGUCUUGCACUAAGCCUGUCUUAUGCCAUCAUUGUUAGCUAUCAGAUCUAUUAUGGAAGCUGAUAGACACACUCAUGAUCUGCAAGCUUUCUUAUGGUGUUUGAGAUAACUGGUGCAGCUGCACUUGAUUUAUUUAUGAGCACAUCAUAAAAUAUUUCACCUUUAAAAGUUGAGAAAGAUACCAAUGACAUUGUUGUCAACUGCAGCUAAGCUCUAUACAAUCCCUUCCAUUGAGUUCUGUAAAGGUAACAAAAUAAAGAGUUGUUCACUAUUUUAUAAAAACAGAACCAACAACAACAGCAAUUAAAUUUACAUCUGCUUUUAAAAAAACAAACAUUUUCAAACAGAUAUAUUUACCAAAUGCUUCAAUUUUUAUUUUAGGGUUGUGACCAGAACUACUUUUUUAAAUCAACUGUUGUGACAUUUUAUAUAAAAGUAUCAUUAUUUGGUUGUGUUUUCAUUUUAACAGUGUGCUUGUCAUACGUCUUGAAUAUACAAGAUGUUUUACUGUUUUACAUUUUGUUUUUAUUAUUUUUAUUGGGUGCCAUUGUAUGUCAAAUUAACUUAUAUUAUAAGAAAAAAGAUGCUUUAAACGGUCAACAUAUCACUUUUGAAUAUUUGAAUACUGGGUAAUGGUGUACAUGUAGAUAGCUGAAGAUAUGUUUUAGUCAAAAUGAUUAAUUUGGUAUUACAGUAUAUUGAUCUUAUAUAAUUUCUUGAUCUUUUACUCUCCAAGUGUCUAUGAACCCAUUUAGGAUGAUAGUUUCAUGAACAAAAUAUAACUAGGCUGUUUUAAGCUUGUAAGUUUGAAGAAAUUAGUUGGGGUAUUGUAACACAUUUUAAAGAUAUUCAUCUGAAACUUGGUACACAUAUUGCUAGACACAAUACACACAGAUACAGAAAUAUCUACGACUCUGGUUUUAAUAAUUGAUAAGUUUCGCUCCUUGGUUGCUCUUGUAAGGUUAUUUUAUAGUCAUUGUAGGAAAUUUUGCUAAUAGGAAAAAAUAUCCUUUAAUCAGAAUGGUUAUUCAGUAAAUUGUUCCAUUAUGUCAAGUAAUAUUUAAUCUUUGGGAUUCUUUUUUAGGGUAAUUUAUACAGAAGUGCAAUUUUUAUGUAACUGUUUUGUUAUUGUGUAAUUAAUCAGUCAGCCAAUAAAAGUGCUUAUACCACAUACACAUGUAGUACAUGUAGUUGAUGUAUGAAUUGCUUAUCUUGGUCAGUAAUUAACUGCCAAAUAUACAGGUAAACAUAUACAUUAAGUGCACCACACACUAUGUAGAUUACUAAAGCAGAUAUUGCACAGAUAGUAUCCAGUUUACUAAACUAACCAUUAUUUCAAGAAUGACUUUAGGUGUUCAAUGUGCACAUAAGCUUGUCAAUGUAUUGAGCCAAUAUUGACAAAGUUAAAUAAGGAUGUCUGGUGACCCCAUACCAUUUAGGUAUCAUCUAUACGGGGAUUAUAAAAAAUAAAUGACCCAAAUUACAUUUCAGAUGGCAGUUAGUGAUUUUGUUCUUGACUUGGACUGAAAUUGGACAUGAAAUGACCUAUUUUGCAAUGUACAGAUCAAAAAUGCGUAUUUUCAAUAUAAGUUGCGAUAUAUAUAUUUUUUGACAUAUUCUUUCUCGCCACAUCAAUCCCUUUGAAAUGACACCCACAUAAGAUGGGAUCACCACACAUCCAAAAAAGGCAUUAUUGUACAUAGAAUAUAACCUGAAUAGUGAACUUUUAUUCUAUUUCUACUGAUAAAAUAAACAUUGUUAAAAUUCUUUUUUUUUGUUAAAUUCUUUUUUUUUGUUAGAAAUUGUUUUCUUUAAAUGUUUUGUUAUGAACUUUCUGUAAAACUUUUUCUAGCUGUUUUAGUAUAUUUUACAACAUGUGCAAUACUUAACUAACACAUAACAGCCUAAAGUAAUGGCCAAUAAUUUGUGUUCUAAACAGCUUAACAGCCAACACUAUUCAACAACUUAUUGGCAUCAGAACUUGCCGUCUUUGAUUCUGUCUCAAUUUGUUAAUAAAAUCUCCCCUGAGCUGGGAGUUUACAUGUAUUCUAACUUGUGAAAAUGUUUGUGUACUAUUUCAGGUUUGCCAUGUUAUUUAUGUUCACCGUGCAUGCGGCAUUUGAUAUGUCAAUAAAAUGUUGCUUCCA
Mya arenaria is the source of this 6423-nucleotide messenger RNA. Its product is annotated as actin-binding LIM protein 1-like. Lineage: Eukaryota; Metazoa; Mollusca; Bivalvia; Myida; Myidae. The transcript is spliced from 15 exons. Gene Ontology annotation, molecular function: actin filament binding. The record is from RefSeq and is a predicted model, not a curated record. Gene Ontology annotation, biological process: lamellipodium assembly; cytoskeleton organization. Gene Ontology annotation, cellular component: actin cytoskeleton. The coding region runs from base 208 to 2130 and encodes 640 amino acids.